CUAUGGUUGAUGCUUUACUAAAAUGGCGGCGGCUUUAGUAGCAACUUCUUCAGGCAAAGAUGCUUUAGCCGAGGGGUUGCUCGACCUCCUGAGACCAGCUAUUCAGCAGCUCGAUUUGCAUGUACACUCAGUCAGAGAAAGCCAGGUCGAAUUAAGAGAACAUAUAGACAAUCUGGCCACAGAAUUAUGCCGGAUAAAUGAACAUCAGAAGGUGGCGCUAGACCUGGACCCUUAUGUAAAGAAGCUGCUGAAUGCCAGGCGAAGAGUAGUGCUAGUAAACAACAUACUGCAGAAUGCCCAGGAACGUCUGAGGCGACUCAACCACAAUGUGGCCAAAGAGACGGCACGAAGAAAGACUAUGCUGGAGGCUUCAGGAGUGUUCACCUCCCGCUCCCCCAGUAAACCUUGAGCCUCCUCCUCCGUUGACUGUCCUGCACUGCUUUGUCUGAUGUUGCCAUAAUAGAAAUCUGGGCUGCUAUAUGUUUACUGUUAGACAGCUGCAAAACGGCAAAAUCCAACAAAAGCAACUUUACACUACCACCAGACCAUACAUUGAUUCUACAAAUGAGAAAUCUUAGUACGCAUGAGCAAAAUGUAAAAAAACAAAAACCUGUAAUGUCACCUCAUCAUGCGGGAUAGAUGAAGACACUUCAGCCUGAGCAAUCUUGGACCAAAAUAACCGAUCCUUGUUUUGCUGCUGGAAGCAUUGUUCUUUAAAAUGUCAGCCAGUUAUCAUGCCUACUCUCUGGCUGUGGGAGGUGGUUGUUCACAAAUGUGAUUUGAAAAGCUCUCUAUGAAUUGAAAGGUAAAGGCUCUGUUACUCAGUGAGUCAGCAUCCGACGGGUUAAACUCAGCUGGCACUGGCAGGGGUUUAGAACACCUGAUUGCGGUGUCAAAAUGAACACCACAACAAUGGCAACAUCAUGUAGCACACUCAUGGAUGUAUUAAGAUAUACAUACAUACAUACAUGAGGGCAUAUAAAUAGGCAUGUGUGGUGUGUGCGGGAUCAAUGGGAUUGUUGUUUAAUUGGCAUUGCUGCCUAUUGGGAACUGCAGUGUUUCCAUUCUUGUUCCCAUUCCACAUUGACAGUCAACACAUAAAUGUAUAUACACUGACAGUGAUGUGUGUAGAAUUCUUGAGAUUCUUAGCCUUGACAGCAAUUUGAUGACCAAAUGCAACAUUGAUGAUUAAUUUAGUUGUGACUCUCUGUGAAACCGUUUUUCCCAAUCUGAAAACCUUAUCUUGACAGAACAUGUCUGCUUGCACUUGUGAUAGUAUUAUUAAGUAAUAUUGUAAAUAAUUCAGUCAA
Molecule: messenger RNA, 1310 nt
Organism: Etheostoma spectabile (orangethroat darter)
Lineage: Eukaryota; Metazoa; Chordata; Actinopteri; Perciformes; Percidae
Gene: snapin
Product: SNAP associated protein
Exons: 4
Coding region: 23-409 (128 amino acids)
Biological process (GO): endosome to lysosome transport; synaptic vesicle exocytosis; lysosome organization
Cellular component (GO): BLOC-1 complex; synaptic vesicle; BORC complex
Molecular function (GO): SNARE binding
Source: RefSeq, a predicted model, not a curated record